Molecule: messenger RNA, 777 nt
Organism: Psylliodes chrysocephalus
Lineage: Eukaryota; Metazoa; Arthropoda; Insecta; Coleoptera; Chrysomelidae
Source: the annotation of a GenBank genome assembly
AUGAACGCGCUUGCUUGGGAUAAAUGUCACAAGUCAAAAGUGUAUUAUAGCAAGGCAAUGGAUAUGUGGGAUCCAGAUUUUGAACAACCCGGGUCUUCAUCUGGUAGUGAAAGCGAUGAAGAUGUAACAAUUCAAAUAAAACAACGACCGACAACAGCAAAUAGGGAAGAGCAAGUUAUUGCCAACAAUACCAAUAAAACCAGACAUAAUAGGGGCAAAAAUCGUGCAAUAAAAGGAGAUACGAGGGCUGUACGACAGCACAGAAAGGAGAAACGUAAUACUGGCCAGGAAUAUAAAAAGUUGUCAAAUCAGUCUGGAAUUACAGUAGCUGAUGGCAGAGGAAAAAGUGCACCACCAAACAAACGAACCUUGCAAGAUAUAGAAAACGUUCGGCAACAUAUACUUUCAGUGCCUACGUAUGAAAGUCACUACACACGCAGAGAUUCUACAAAAAAGUAUUUGCCGCCAUACGUCACACUGACCGAUCUCUAUAACGAGUACAAACAGAAAUAUCCUGUGAAACCCGUGUCAAGAUUUGUAUACGAACGUGAGUUCCACCAAUUAAAUAUCAGCAUAAAGCGUCCUCAUAAAGACACCUGUGAAAAGUGUGAUAAGUUAUCAAUGCAAAUUAAUCUUCAUCCAACUAAUAAUACACUAAAAGAUGAUCUUGCGCAUCAUCAUAAACUUGCAGACUUAGCUUAUCUGUUUAAAAAGAAAGACAAAACUGUUACCAAAGAUGAUCCAGAAAGGAAGACUAUAACCUUUGACUUGCAAUAG